Molecule: messenger RNA, 1058 nt
Organism: Diprion similis
Lineage: Eukaryota; Metazoa; Arthropoda; Insecta; Hymenoptera; Diprionidae
Exons: 5
Coding region: 58-840 (260 amino acids)
Molecular function (GO): sequence-specific DNA binding
Source: RefSeq, a predicted model, not a curated record
GUGUUUUUCAGUGAUUUUAGAGUGUGUAGACAAAUUUGAAAUAUAUUGAAAAGAGUGAUGACACGUAAGUGCAUUUUGUGCGGACAAACAACAGCAACAGUAUCGUAUCAUGCAUUUCCAAAAGACGUCGUACUACGUGAAAAAUGGAAAGAAUUUUGCCAGUCUGCAAAUAUCGGGGAAGCUAAUUUUGUUUGCCAUACGAAUUAUUUGUGCUCUUCUCACUUUCUGGCAGAAGAUUAUCUUCACCCAGUCGGAAGUGUGAGAAACAAAUUGAAAAAGCAUGCUGUACCAAGCGUACAUCAUCCAAUAUUAGGAAGGAGAAAUUAUGCACAAAUUGUCGAUGCUGAUGAAGAUAAUUGUGUCUCAAAGCAUCCUAAAUUCGAUGACACAGGGGAAUCGGAGAAUGUAGAUGAAGAAUGUUCAAGUAUAAGAAGUGUUGCAAUACGAAAUAUGCCACUUGAUGAAAUUAAUGAUGUAGAAGGUGGUAAUGAGAUUCCUGCUAUGACACCACCAUCACAUAAAUAUUCUACAGCAGAGAGUGAUGAGAUUCCUUCUAUGACACCACCGUCACAUAGGUAUUCUGCUGCAGAGAGUGAUGUACGAUCAAACGUAUCUGCAUGUGGGAAUCUUGAAGACGAUACAAUAACUGGUACAGGUAUUUCUUGCAAGGCUGAUGGUCAAAAUAGUUUUUUUCAAGAACCACGUUAUGUCGGGGAUAUUAAGUCACCUCAUUUGGCUACGCCACGUAGAGCAAAACGGGCCGUCACAUUAGCAAAAAUCACAAUUGCAAGGCAAAAAUCAAAAAUUUUGAGCUUACAGCAGACCACAAGACGUUUAUGAAAACGUAUUACAACGUUGAAAGGUUUAGUACAGCAUUUGAAGAAUAAAAACUUCAUAACAGAAGAAGCAGCUGAUGAUUUAAUGGUAAGACUCACAAUCAAUUUCUGAAUAAAUUGGAACAAAUUGGCCAAACCCCCUGUUGUGUCCCAAUUUGAAUAAUAAUGUACAUUAUCUGCAUGAAAUUAAUUCCGGUCAAUAAACUGGUAGUUUGGAGUGAA